Messenger RNA from Prunus armeniaca (apricot), 456 nucleotides. The record is from the annotation of a GenBank genome assembly. NCBI's taxonomy places the organism in Eukaryota, Viridiplantae, Streptophyta, Magnoliopsida, Rosales, Rosaceae.
AUGAAUAACUUACAUCCUCCUGGAUCAACCCCGAGAGUUAAUGAGAAGGUCGAUCAGCGAUGCUUGCGUCAUGGGAGACAUCAACGUAAGCUGCAAGCCUUGCGAGUGGAAGAUGUCGAGAAGCUCGUGAAUGACCGACUUCGAGACUUGAAUAUUGGAGGAGACUUGGAGGAUGCCCUAUGCAAGGAGGUAGACCAAGUAAACUCCUUUCCUUUCACCAAUGAGAUCACGCCAUUCAAAGGGGAUUCCGAUCUCGUGAUUCUCUACCAAUCCAAGGAUGCGCUGAUGUGCAAGGUGUUUGCGAUGACCUUGCGAGGAGCAGCUCAAGAUUGGUUCCAUACCUUACCGUCUGCGUCAAUCAACUGCUUCAGUGAACUGGCUUUCGUCUUCACAAAGGAGUACACUUCCUACCGAAUGAUCAAGCAACAAGUUGACCACCUAUUCAACCUAUGUUAG